Messenger RNA from Plasmodium knowlesi strain H, 2286 nucleotides. Its product is annotated as ribosome biogenesis GTPase A, putative. Gene Ontology annotation, molecular function: GTP binding; GTPase activity. Bases 1 to 2286 code for a protein of 761 amino acids. NCBI's taxonomy places the organism in Eukaryota, Apicomplexa, Aconoidasida, Haemosporida, Plasmodiidae. The transcript has a single exon. Gene Ontology annotation, cellular component: mitochondrion. The record is from RefSeq and is a predicted model, not a curated record.
AUGGCCCUCACGCUUAUGUUCCUCCUGGCAUGUAUGACGCAGGGUGCACUGGGGAUCCACAUAACGCGGUCCCACGUAAUGCAGUUCCAUGUGACACAUCCAGACAUAGUACUGCCCCCUAAAGCCACGAGCGUUCAAGGUGCACACAAACGAGGCAUGAACAGGGUUCUUUUUUUAAGCACCACAAGUAAUUACCACCGUGUUCACCUGCACCAGAAUCGAGUGAAGAGCAAAAAGGAGACAAGCUCGGAAGAAGAGCAUGCGCCAACCUUUGAUGAAUAUUUCAACAAGCGAGCAGAGGAAGACUACACCAAGUUAGAAGCAGAGAAACUCAAAAUAAUGAGAGAGAAUGCCAAUACAUAUAGGGACGAAAUUAGGAAGGUACUUGAACGCAGUUACAAAAGCGAAUACAAGAAAUUGCUGAAGGAAGAGAAGGAAGACGAGGAGGUGAGCAGACAGGUGCACGAAAACCUCAAAAUAACGUUCCUCAUGAAGGAAAAUAUAAACAAUUUUUUGUUCACUCGGUACAGCUAUAUGAUCAACCGCUUGAAGGAGCAGUCCGCUAUUUUGAGGAGCCUGCGCGGGGAGACAACUAAGAGCACCACUGAGGGGGACAUCACGGAGGGGAAGAGUGGCGAGGGGGACACCACGGAGGGAAGGAGUAGCGAGGGGGACACAAAAAUGAAAAAGAGUACAGAGGAGAAGACCACCGAAGGAAUGAUCAGAGAUAGGAUCACCAACGGGGAAAGUGUCCAGCUCGAAUCUGUACAGUUCUUCAAACCACAGACGGGGUUCGUCCGUGGAACCUCCCCCGAGGUGAAGAAUUCCUCUACCUUUCGUGAAAAUAUCUUUGCCAACGCCAAGUUACUUUUGGACACGAAGAGAAAGGCAUCAGGUGAGUCAGCCUACACAUUGGACCAAGAGCAGAACAACCAGAAGGAGGAAAUAAACGAAGCGGACAACCCCAUGUCUGGUAGUCUAACGGAGGAAGGGGAAACCGAACAGAAGCUAUUCUCAAGGAGCAAUGUAUCUGCAUUAGAGCUCUUCAAAAACAACGUAAAUACAUUCCUCUCAUACAAAAAAGAAAAUAUAAUAAAGGAAAACUUGCAUGAAGAUUUACUCUAUGGGAGAGUAAAAGUUCACUGGUUUCCUCAAUUCAUGAAAAGGAUAAUUACAAAACUGCCAGAUUAUAUUAAAGCUAGUGAUGUUAUAGUGGAGGUUAGAAAUGGAAUGAUCCCGUUCGUGUUCGACGACUUAUAUGCACUCGACAUUUUUAAUUUUAGGACAAACAAACCCAGGAUAAUUGUCUACACGAAUUGUGAUCGGUCUUCCAUUAAAGGGAACGAAGAAUGGGGUAGCUUCUACAGAAGAAAACUCUUCUGGUACGAUAAGCAUUUUAAUAAAAAAAUAGAAAAUAAAGAAGGCAUGGAAAAUCAACUGAAGAAAAGUGCAGUAAUAUUUGUGGAUGCGAAAAAUGGGAAGAAGGAAAUUAUUGUGUUAAAAAAAUUAAUUAACAGAUUAUGUCACCAUGUGAUUGAGCGGAAAAAAAAAAAAGGUCUCCACAAUUACAAAGUCAAGUGCAUUUUUAUCGGUUUACCUAACGUUGGCAAGUCGGCUCUUAUUAACCGUAUACUGGAAGUGAAGAAGCCCAAGUCGUAUGACCACCCAGGUCUAACCACUAACAUACAAAUGUAUUCUUGCAAAAAGUAUGAACUCAUUGAUACGCCUGGAAUAUUAGCUCCUAAUCUUUACACACUCAGGGAGAGAGGCAUGACGACCAAGAAUGCCAUUCUGGAUAGGAUUUAUAAUAGACAUUCGAGUGACAAUAACAAUAGCGAUAACACCGCAUGCAUUCGACAUUACAACAGUUACAUGCACGUGGAAAAUAAUAUUUACCUGCUUGCUCUGUGCAAUCACAUAACUCCAAAAAUGUAUGACAUAUACAACGUGGCGGAGACGCUACUACAGAAUAUCCACCGUGCUUAUCUUUACGACAAUGAGUAUGUAGAUAUGGGUAAAGUAAUCAAGCGCUAUCAAAUUAACUUCACGGAUUGCCUUGAUUUUGAGGGAAAAUUCUGCGCCUACCAUUUUAUACAGCGCCUGGCAAGGGAUCGCUUCCACAACGACUUGAACCAGGCCUCCAUGCGCCUCGUUACCGACUUUCGCAAGGGCUACCUUGGCCGCAUGACGCUUAGCUACCCCCUCUACUUCAACCGGCGGGCCAUUCGAUUGCGCGUGGCCCAGGGGUACACACGUCAGCCAGGCGACCGCUAUGUGGGCUGGUGA